CAAGAUGACUUCCAAGUCCCUGAUGCUGAUCGACGUGCAGAAGUGUUUCUCGGAGGGGACGUGGGCGGACCGGUUCGGGCUGGACGAGGUGCAGCAGAUCCGGGAGGCGUAUGACAGGUGUGUGGACGUCCUGCGCGUCACCCAGCACAUUCCCACCCUGGUCACACGCACGCCCUUCCCCGGACCCGACGGAGAGCUGGACGACAGAAUUAAAAGCAUUACACAGGAGCGUGGAAUCGAGUGCUUAUCAAAGCCAGGCAACUCCGUCCUCCACGCGGUGGGGUUCGUCAAGUGGAUGGAAGAGCGGAUCAGAAAUGGCAGUCGGAUCAUAGUUAUGGGCGGGAACACGACUACGUCCUGCGUGAAAACAUCGUCUGUGGCUAUCGCCCGCGCUUUCCGGGCCAAGGGACUACAAGUUGUUGUGGAUCUGAGCAUGUGCGGGGCGCGUGCGACCAACCACAAGAAGCGCUGCCCGGACUGUCUGGAGAGUUACGAGAUGGAUUAUGAGGGUCCGCUGUGCGACGCAUGCGUGGAUCCUUCGGUGGGCCUGCAAUCGCCUGUGGAGGCGGCAGUGAAAGAGAUGAAGAAGAACGGAGUCACGGUGGUGGAGAAGUUCAAGAUGUGGUGAACCGUGGCUGCUGGUGUACAAGAGUCGUAGUGCAGUGGCGAGAACGUUCAUUGCUGGAUACCAAUCCUGGCCUUGGAUAGAAGUGUCUCAUUUCAACGGGAGUGACGAGAUUGGUCCACUCCUAUAUCACGAGACAUUCCCUAGUACCCAUCCGUACAUGUUGAAAGUAGCUCGUUCAAAUGGGUGGGAGUAAAAACGGAGGAGAGGGAGGCACAUAAGUCGAUGACAUCAGUUACGAUUGCGAUAUCUGAAUGACGUCAAUUUUCGCACACCUCACCACUUGGCUGCACAGCCAAUGGUGUCUAAAACAGACGGCGUGACAUUUGGAAGUUAUGAAAAUAAUGAAAGCUGAAAGUGGGAUCUGACGUUCAAAGGACUCGACUGUGAAUGGUACCGAUCCGUGGGAUGAACGAAACUCUUUACACUUGGACAGAUCUCGAGCCCAAUCUCUUUACAUCAUAUAGAUGUCUUUUAUCCAAGAAUAGCGAACGAAACUCUAUCCAUGAAGAGCUCUAGGCCUCAUUAGGUAGUGGCAUACCUUAAACCAGUUUGAACUGGUCGAAAUAUCAUCACGUUUGCUGCAUCUCGGAAUCACUUUAAUCUUGGUGCCAAAGAGACAAGCCAUCAGCCAAAGCAAGCUGCAACUGACAAAUUGUAUUUCAACAACUGUAGGGGACACGAGUUCAGGUUAACGAAACUGAACCACUACAUGUAUUUGAGCACAAAAGCUGUGACAUUGCUAUGCAACUAUUCAAGGUAGCUAUAAAAACAAUAACAAUAUUGAGACUUUUAAUGAAAGCUGUGUUGGCUGGUAAACAGGCACCUUUGUUUUAAAGGCGUGGAACACAUAUCAAUGUUGAUCUGCUGUUGAUUAAUAAAUGCAAUCCUGUGUCUGUUGAGUCCUUCACAUACACGUGUGUGUAGUGUGGAAGAAAGGGAGAAUGAGGGUAGUGAUGUGACCGACUUCGCAUGAAACAUAAACAGGAGAUGUGUACAUUAGCUGAUAAAUAAUGUGACUUCGAUUUUAUAAGAAGUCACACUGUAUAACCGGGGGAAGAGGGGGAUGGUAGAGAAAUGUGUCAUGGAGAUAAUGUUGGACUGAGAAAGGAGAGUGACACACUGACAGAUGGUACCAGCCAGGUUUUUGUGGCUGCUGUCAAUUUUGGGAACUGUUUCUA
This is a messenger RNA of Branchiostoma belcheri (Belcher's lancelet), 1806 nucleotides long. RefSeq lists its product as uncharacterized. The transcript has 2 exons. Lineage: Eukaryota; Metazoa; Chordata; Leptocardii; Amphioxiformes; Branchiostomatidae. The record is from RefSeq and is a predicted model, not a curated record. The coding region runs from base 5 to 628 and encodes 207 amino acids.